GCCGUUUCAUGAUGGCAGCAGCUCGGCUCCGUACAGCUCCUUCCACAAUGCCCGCCAUUGCCUUUCACAGCAUGCCACAGCAGGUACUCCGUACAGGCAUCGAUUAUAGUGCCAGACUCUAUAGCGGAGACGGACUACUUCGUGCUACAGUCCCCCGAGAGCAUAAUGAUGGGGAAAUCAUCCAUAUCGCACGCUUCGUAGGCACCAGGUUUAUCGCUCGUACAUGAGUCGCUCGGGCAUGGGCACUCAGACGGAUACGGAUCGUUGCCGAUAGACAACUUUACCAGCUUCCUCAUCAAGGGCCCGACGCCCACUCUUCUGUGCCGUGGCUUCUGGCGUCUGCA
Messenger RNA from Ilyonectria robusta, 344 nucleotides. RefSeq lists its product as uncharacterized. Lineage: Eukaryota; Fungi; Ascomycota; Sordariomycetes; Hypocreales; Nectriaceae. The transcript has a single exon. Bases 9 to 227 code for a protein of 72 amino acids. The record is from RefSeq and is a predicted model, not a curated record.